UCCUACAACCUUUUUUAUUUAUCAUUAUUGUUAUUAUUUGCUUGUUUGUCUCUUUGGUUUCUGUAGUAAGGUAGCAGCAUGCAGUCAUGGGCUUUUCGCCCUUUUCUGUUCUUCUUCUUCUUCCUCUAUUAAUUCCCGCAGCUCACUAUAAUUCUACUCAAAUCCAUUCUCCUGCUAUUAUCACUUUGUAUCAUUAAUAGACUCAACCUAGCUAAUACGUUAUAUUGAUAUAGUUUCUUUUAAUUUUCAUCUCUUCUUUGGGGCGCUUGAUUUGCUUGCUUAAUUGCACUAGUUAACGCCUUUGAAUAAGAUCAAUCAAUAUUUUGCACCUGCAUUUGGUUUUGGAUUAUCUCGUUAUUUCCCAUUAAUCUAGAGAAAUGUCGAAAGGUGUCACCAAUCCCAGUUUCUAUGAAUUCGCAGAGCAACAGUUUAUCUCCAGCUUUAAUCUUGCCCAGGCCCAUGCUGAGGCCGAGGCUGAAGCUCAAGCUCAAGCUCAGGCACAGGCUCAGGCUCAGGCUCAAGCUCUGGCUCGAUACAACAAUGCCCUUGAUGAAGCCAUCUAUGGGUCCGAUGAAUUCCGCAUGUACGCUUACAAGAUCAAACGCUGCACCAGGAUGCGCAGCCACGAUUGGACGGAGUGCCCCUACGCCCACCGUGGUGAGAAGGCUCAACGCCGGGACCCUCGCAAGUUCCCCUACACCGCCAUUGCCUGCCCUGCCUUCCGCAACGGGAAAUGCCAAAAGGGCGACGCCUGCGAGUUCGCUCACGGCGUAUUCGAGUACUGGCUGCACCCCGUCAAGUACCGCACGCGUGCAUGCAAUGCUGGCAUGUUCUGCCAACGUAAGGUUUGUUUCUUUGCCCACACACCAGACCAGCUGAGGUCCGACUCCAAAUUCAGCGGCCCUUUUGCACACAAGGGGAGGAUGGUGAUGAAAAGGGGAGGAGAUCAUCAGCUGAUGAUGAUGAUGGGGUCUCCAUCAGGUGGUGUAGAAGGUUCCACGUCAAUGCAGGCACAAUAUGUGGAGCCAUCACCACCACCACCGCCGCCGCCACAUCAACUGGAAGGGGUUUCGACUUUGCUCAAGAGUUUGAGGGUAUUGAAGAUGAGGGAAGAUGAGGAAAGGGAGCUGAAUAAUAAGAAAAAUAAGAACAAUAGUAUUAAGGAUGAGGAUGAGGAUGAGGAUGGGGACGGGGACGGGGUUGAGAUGGCGGAUAUGGAUUUGCCACAUCUUGACUGGAUUACAGAGUUAGUGAAAUAAAUAGCAUGCAGUGUAAGAUCACUGAAAAUAGUAAAAAUCGAGAGUAAAUCAAGGGUGGGUUUAAUUAAUGUAAUGUGCCGUUUGAUGUAAAGAUUGUUUAAUGUUUAUGUAAUGUUUGUGCUUCGAGUUUCCUGUGUUCAAA
Molecule: messenger RNA, 1401 nt
Organism: Gossypium arboreum
Lineage: Eukaryota; Viridiplantae; Streptophyta; Magnoliopsida; Malvales; Malvaceae
Product: zinc finger CCCH domain-containing protein 54
Exons: 1
Coding region: 378-1259 (293 amino acids)
Molecular function (GO): metal ion binding
Source: RefSeq, a predicted model, not a curated record